Molecule: messenger RNA, 1042 nt
Organism: Oncorhynchus nerka (sockeye salmon)
Lineage: Eukaryota; Metazoa; Chordata; Actinopteri; Salmoniformes; Salmonidae
Gene: nhp2
Product: NHP2 ribonucleoprotein homolog (yeast)
Exons: 4
Coding region: 129-599 (156 amino acids)
Biological process (GO): snRNA pseudouridine synthesis; rRNA pseudouridine synthesis; maturation of LSU-rRNA
Cellular component (GO): nucleolus; cytosolic large ribosomal subunit; box H/ACA snoRNP complex
Molecular function (GO): box H/ACA snoRNA binding
Source: RefSeq, a predicted model, not a curated record
ACUUGACCCGGAAGUACUACGUUUUUCUGCACUGGUAACACGUGUGUAGCUUUUUCCCCCCACUUGCAACGUAGCACGCUGCAAACUAACUAAAACGCUAAGUAACUUCUGCGUUAUCUCUCAGAAACAUGACUAAGGUAAAGAAGGAAAAAGGCACUAAGGAGGAGGAGGCUGGAACGACGGAGACUGUAGGGACAGAGAAGUCGUAUCAAGAGUUGAUUGCAAACAUCAACCCAAUUGCUAAUCCACUGGCCACUAAGAAGCUAAGCAAGAAGCUCUACAAAUGCGUCAAAAAAGCAUCUAAGCUCAAACAAAUUCGCCGUGGAGUGAAAGAAGUUCAGAAGUUCAUUAACAAAGGAGAAAUUGGGAUUGUGGUGUUGGCUGGAGAUACUCUUCCAAUCGAUGUUUACUGCCAUCUACCCGUCAUGUGUGAGGACAGGAGUCUGCCAUAUGCCUAUAUUCCCUCAAAAGUGGACCUUGGUUCGUCUGCAGGCUCAAAGCGGCCCACCUGCGUCAUCAUGAUCAAAUCUCACGAGGACUAUAAGGAGGCCUAUGAUGAGUGUUUCGAGGAGGUCUCUGCCCUGCCCAAACCCCUCUGAACCUGUUCUCUGGCUAUCAGACUCAAAUUGUAUCUGAGAAUGUCUGGCUGUAGGCAGAAUCAAUUGGGGGGGGUGAAAUGAACUGACUGUAACUAGAGCCAAGCUGCAGAGUGGUGUGGUAUUUGUCUCAGUAUACGUCGAUACCCCAGCAGUUACCCCCCCCCCCCCCCCAAAUGUCAUAUUUGUUUGUUUUGGUUAUUAAAUGUAAACAGGGCCUAUGAAGGUUGACAGCAUCCUUUGGUAUUUUAAAUAGGUGCUGACUUGAAACUGGACUUUAUUUUCCUAGUUUUGGUGGCAUCCAUGCGUUGUCUACAGCCAGAUAUGAAUAUGUCUACCAAGUACAUUCAGUUUUUACAUUGUAUUAUGUGCUUUCAUAACUAUCGGUUGCACUGCUAUAUAACAUACAUUUUGGUAUGAAUAAUAAAUGUGCACGCUGAUUUUGA